UUAAACUAUUAUAUUUAAAAUCUAAAGCUGAAAAUUAUACGAGCUACUAUAUCUAUUACGCUGCAAGUAUAAUGGAUUAUUAUGAACUUAUCGUUCGCUAAUGUGAAGUCAAGUUAAGUUAACCAUUUCCAAAUAGAAGCGACUAGAUGGGAUUGGACGAAAUGUCUCAAGAAAAGUGAAAUUCCCCACGCGAUGGCGCAACUGAUGGAGGCAGCCAAGCAGAAUCCCCGCCAGAAAUUGCAGCUCUACAAUUUGUCGCCAGUCUUUUUAAAUCCCUCCAAUUUUGUUAUAAAGUCGAUGACAUUAUGGCUGCCGAGCUUAGUCAUAAUGUUCACCAACAGGCAGAAGCUUCAGGCUUUGGUUUUGAGCCUAGGACUUAGUGUAGCUCUGGUCCAAAACACCACUGGCGAUGAAGGGGAGACCGGUAGGUCAGGAAACCAUCUCGAUCUGUCCAGUUCGGCCACCGGAAAAAGCUUAGACCCGCCCCCCGAAUUCUACAGAGGACCAGAAUCGGUAGAUGGCCUGGAAACUAGUCCUUUGAGCGGAACCAACGGACAUCCUUCCCUAGGCAGUGUCGGUGAAAGUCUAAGUGAAACGUAUAAAAAGUGGCGCGGUCUUGGCGGUGCGGGUGUCCAACAACGUAUCAGUGUGGGUCACUACGCUAGCUCAGGGGAAGCCCCAUCGCACGCCCCGCCCGUGGGCAGCUUUGAGAGCAACUCUCAUCCGUAUCCCUAUGAGUUUUCCCAUGGUCAUGGAGCUGAAGCUGGAAUCGGAGCCGCAGGAUUCGGAGCAGGAAGUGGUGCCUAUUAUGGUAGCUCGAGUAUAGAGGCUGGUAUUCCUUUUGACGUCUAUGGAUCACGCCCGGGCCACAACCUGGGCCAUGGUCAUUUUUCCCACGCAGAGUAUGCAUAUCCGUACCCACUGGAACACCACGAACUAGCCGCCCAUAAAGGACCGGGUCACGCUGAGCUGCCAUCUAAAGCCCUCCUAGCCAAAAGCUUUUUAAUUCCACUGGCUAGUGCUGCGGUUUUGGGAAUAGCGGCUGCCCUAGUAAGCAAUCCUCUUCUUCUCCAGUUGGGCACGGUUUCUGGUCUGGGCACGAUUGUGGGAAAACGCAAACGACGAUCUGUCGAGGAGCUUGAUGCCCCUUUGAACUACUGA
Molecule: messenger RNA, 1161 nt
Organism: Drosophila bipectinata
Lineage: Eukaryota; Metazoa; Arthropoda; Insecta; Diptera; Drosophilidae
Source: RefSeq, a predicted model, not a curated record